This is a messenger RNA of Aquila chrysaetos chrysaetos, 8089 nucleotides long. Its product is annotated as vasoactive intestinal polypeptide receptor. The record is from RefSeq and is a predicted model, not a curated record. Gene Ontology annotation, molecular function: peptide hormone binding; vasoactive intestinal polypeptide receptor activity; G protein-coupled peptide receptor activity. Gene Ontology annotation, biological process: cell surface receptor signaling pathway; adenylate cyclase-modulating G protein-coupled receptor signaling pathway. Gene Ontology annotation, cellular component: plasma membrane. The coding region runs from base 77 to 1417 and encodes 446 amino acids. The transcript has 13 exons. Lineage: Eukaryota; Metazoa; Chordata; Aves; Accipitriformes; Accipitridae.
CCGGCGGCGGGAGCGGAGCGUCCCGCUGCCCGCGGAGGUGCCGGUGGUUCGCGGCUCCCGGUCGGGUUCGGGCGGCAUGGAGAACGCGGGGCUGGGAGUCGUGGUGCCGCUGCUCGGUUGCCUUCUCUCCGCGGCAUCCAGCACACGUCCAGAGUGCAGCAUCAUGCAGGAGAUCGAAGAGGAGCGCAGCCAGUGCUUGGCAGAACUUAUUGGGGAUAACCAGACGUCAGGUUGCAGAAGGCAGUGGGACAACAUCACGUGCUGGCCUGAAGCGGAGGUGGGAGAGGUUGUGGUACGGCCGUGCCCGAAGUACUUCAGAUUCCUCACCACCUUUCUCGGGAACGUGACCAGGAAUUGUACAAGCCAGGGCUGGACGGACGUGUACCCUGCACCGUAUGCCGUAGCUUGUGGAUAUGAUUCCAACAGCACUCCAGGGGAAGAGCAAACGGCGUUCUAUGGCACAGUCAAGACUGGCUACACCAUUGGACAUACUUUAUCGCUCAUUGCUCUCACGGCUGCUAUGAUCAUUUUAUGUCUCUUCAGAAAACUACACUGUACUCGAAAUUAUAUUCAUAUGCACCUCUUCAUGUCCUUCAUAAUGAGAGCUAUCGCAGUCUUCAUAAAAGAUGUCAUCCUAUUUGAAAGUGGAGAAUCUGAACACUGCUUUGUGAGUUCAGUAGGCUGCAAAGCCAUGAUGGUUUUCUUCCAGUACUGCGUCAUGGCCAACUUCUUCUGGCUCCUGGUGGAGGGGUUGUAUCUUCACACGCUGUUGGUCAUCUCCUUCUUUUCAGAGAGGAAGUACUUCUGGUGGUACAUCUUGAUUGGCUGGGGUGCCCCUUCCGUGUUUAUCACUGCUUGGACCAUUGUCAGGAUUUACUUUUUCGAUGUUGGGUGCUGGGAGGAAGUAGUGGAAUCCCCAUUCUGGUGGAUCAUUAAAACUCCUAUUUUGGUGUCUAUUUUGGUGAACUUCAUUCUCUUCAUUUGCAUCAUCCGUAUCUUAGUCCAGAAGUUGCAUUCCCCAGACAUUGGACACAAUGAAACCAGCCAGUAUUCGAGGCUGGCCAAGUCUACCUUGCUGCUGAUCCCUCUCUUUGGCAUUCACUACAUCAUGUUUGCUUUCUUCCCCGACAAUUUCAAAGCAGAAGUUAAGCUGGUCUUUGAGCUCGUGGUUGGGUCGUUCCAGGGAUUUGUGGUGGCUGUUCUGUACUGUUUUCUCAAUGGGGAGGUCCAAGCUGAGCUCAAGCGAAAGUGGCGGAGGUGGCAUCUGGAGCGGUUCCUGGGCUCGGACAUGAAGUAUCACCACCCUUCCUUAGGCAGCAACGGCACCAACUUCAGCACCCAGAUCUCCAUGCUGACCAAGUGCUCACCAAAGACACGCCGGUGCUCUGGCUUCCAGGCCGAAUUCUCUCUGGUGUGAUGGGGAGAUGCUCUCCGAGCACUGAGCAUCCAAGAGAGAAACUGAGAGACAGAAGGAUCCCCAGGAAUCAGCGAUACGAUGACAAAUCCUUGUGAAAUGACAUGCUCCUCAUGAGCCAACAGAGGACACAAAACUGGAAAAGCCGCUGGCAUCCAGAACAAGAUCAGACAAGCCAAGAGGCAGAGAAAUACUUUUCUUCUCCCUCUUUUCAGACCUUUCACUCUUACGUUUCAAGCCCUCAGGGGUUGAUAACUAUGAGUAAAGGUCUGGUCACUUGAGGAGAGCCUGGGAGAUCCUGAUGUGUCAUAAAUAAUGAAGUAGGAUGUAAGGGAGGGGAAGGCCCGAGUCCUUGGUGGCUUUACCAGAACCGGCAUCUCUGAAACAGAUACAUUGCACUUUUUAAAAAAUGAGCCAGUAAAGGAGAGAGGGAGGCAAGUAGCAGGGGGGAAAAAAAAAAAAAUGCCAAACCUAUGAAUGUGCCAAAAGUCCCGUUAAUAAGAGGUGGUGAUAAGGCACCGAAGACAGAGUUGGGGACACGGGGAGAAGGGACAGGAGGAAGAGGAUCGGGAAGGGGAGAGGCCAGCACACGGCCCCUGCCUCUGAGUUUUACACGUGUGAAGAUGAAGCUGCAGCACCAGGAAGGCCCCUCAGAGGAUGCCCCAGUGCUGCAGGGUGUUCUGCUAAAUUGCCCACUCCCCUUGUUAACAAAAGCUUUCCAAGCACCCUUGGGUGCCCUCUGGAAAAGCAGGUCACUGAGAAGGAACAGCAUGAGUGCCCUUCUCUGCGCUGUGUUCAUGACAUCGUGUUUUGUUUGGUUGUUUUCGAUGAACAGGAAACUCAAUUUGCAUGUAUAAAAACCAGGUACAGAUGCCAAAAGCAGAGCACGGCUGUGUUUUUCAUUCUUUUUGAGUUUGCCCAUAGAUCUUGGUGCAUUAACGCACCCAGGAUCAUCAGGGAUCAGGGGAAAACAAUUGGUCUGUAAUUCAUUUGCACUUGCUUAGCACACACUGCCAGGAAAGGGAGAUGUAGAACCCUGUAAUCCUUAAUUGAAUCAGACCUGCCAUAAGGAGCCACUCUCCAGAUGAAAAAAUUAGCGUCACAGCAGCAAACAGAAUUGCUUUCAUCAGAACAAGGUUGUCUCAGCACGUAACUGGCACUCCAGGAGUCAGGAAGGAGUGAAGGAGCUAUUAAAUUGAUUUCUUCUUCAGCUUUUGCGAGGAGCUUUCAUCCUAUGAUGAAGGCAUUGUUAGAUCUUUAAGAUGUGCAUGUGUAUUUUACCUCUUUUCUGAAGGCCUAUUAGUUUCCAUAUAGGGGCAAUCCCUAUUUGAUGAACGCACAUAGAUCCUGUUAAAAUCAAGGGAAUAGUUAUUUCUUUUCUUUCCUUUUCUUGGCGGAGGGGCGAAGGAGAGGUGUGGAACCAAACCCUGCUCAGACAUGGCAGGCUGGUGGCUCGCAGAGCAUCACACGCAGCUCACGCUCCCAGGCCCUGCGUUUGAGACCUUCCCCGCAAUCCCAAACUCAGUCAGAAGACAGCCAACACAAGGAUGAGGAUGCUCGCGUUUGUGUCCCACCCAACUGCGUCAAAUGGGGUUGCACCAGUUUUACACUGGGGUUGGGAAAUCCCUGCCCAGCUCACGUGUACACUUAGUAAUUGGGCUGCUGUCAUCCUACUAUAACAUGUCAUAGCGCUGUCCUCAUGAAGGAGAGUCUGGGUCACCAAUGCAUGUACGUGGAAAGGAAGGUGGGCUCCUCUUUUGGAGUUCAGAGAUCAAAACUUAUCCACCUUAUCUAACAGCACCUGGACUUCUUUUUCUUCAUAAUGAAAUGUAGUUCAUUGAAAGGGAAGCAUCUUUAACUUGGUGGGUUUGGGGUUUGUUUUGCUUGCUUGUUUGCUUGCCUUAAGCAUCUGUGAUUCACUGCAAACAAAUGACACUGAGCCCAGGAGGAGAGUUUGCAGAUCUGGACAUCCAGUUCCUUUCUCAGUUCUGAGAGGGCAGUUGUUCCAUGCUGUAACCUUCCCCAGAGCUAUACCUGUUAUCAUCUGAGCUCGAUGCUUCCAGAGUAUUUCUCCACGUGGGGGACUGAGAAAAGCGUAGAGGACUGAAGUCAAUAAAGGGCAUGAGAUACCCUGAUACAACUGCCGUGAAGGGUAGACCCAUGCAGUCAUGGGUUUUCAGUGAGCUAGCUCAGAUGCUGUCACAGUGUAGCCAUGGCUACCCAGCCUGCAAAACCUGAGAGGAUAGGUAGAUAUUGUGAAGAUAGUCAUAAUGAGCUCCAUGGUCCUGGAAUUAAAGUGCUGAUGAGACCCCAGGCUAGCCAGGUGCAAGCCAUCUUUGUUAUGGCUGUGUUACACUGCAACCAUAUCAUUAGCAGUUAGAAUCCAACACCGAUGUGCCAUAAGAAUAUCAAAAUCCUCUCUUAGCAGCUCUCUAAUUCCCCAAAUCCAGAGAAACCAAGAGUGUGCUUAAAAUUUCCCCAUGUUGCUUGCACUGAAGCCCUUACGCCCUGACACCCCAGGAGCAAGGUUCCCAUUGAAAUCUCCGUGAGGUUCUCGGAGGCAAGGACUCUCUUUGUGUUUGGUGCUGGUGCUGCUCUGGUGAGUGCUUUCAGACCUGGAUUAGGACUCACACAGAAGAUGCCGGAGAAUUCCCACCAGUACCACCAAUUCUUCUCCUGUGCUUGGUUCAAAGCAAGGAUUUGACCUAGCUCUGCAUUUCACCAGGUGAAUGGCUAGCUGCAAGGAAACCCAGAAGCAGCAAGGGAAAGCUCGCUCUCAGCUUCCAAGUUGUUCCCCUUGGCGUGAAAUGCUUCCUCUCACUGAUUCAGAGUUUGGAAGCAACAUCAGUCUGGGAAAGAUUUGAUUCAUCAGGCUGCAAAGUCAUUCACCCUCUUUAUUUGUCAUCAUCGCUAUUUAUGCCCAACAAAAUGGGUGGGCUGCAGAGGAGCACUGCCUAAUCUUAAUGCAUCCACUGUGGUGCCUAAUAUGUGAACUUAUAUCCCAGGUAAGCAAAGGAGGAGUUUGAGCACAGAGUUGGUGAGCACGAGUGAAGCACCACUGCCAGCAACCUCCUUUGGGAGGUGUGAGGGAAACCUUUCCCAUCUGUUUUAGACAGCCUUGCUGGGGCAGAAGGUCAAUAUCUGUGAGCCAUGAGCAGUGAGAAACCUUGUGCAUUUUCACGCUGUUGUUCUUCACCUUCCUUUUCCUCUCCCUGUGCUUGUAACUCCAUCUGCAGGAGGGACCUUCUGCUUUGCAUUUACAGCUUCUUUUCCAUUUCAGCCCUGUGCUAACCUGUGCCAGCAUCAACCAUAUGCCAAAGGCAGCAGGAAUGGGCUUGCCUUUUAGAGACAUGACAGGGAAAAAUUUGACUGAUUAUUUACCGACGCCACAGGGCCUUCUGCAGCCCUUGAGAUGCAUCACCAGACUAUUCUGCACGGGAGCCUGAAGAUAGGAUGUAACUGAAACUGAGGGGCUCCUUCAAAAAACGUUGACUACAUUAGCAUGCCGGGAACAGUGCCCCCAGGCACCCUACUUGCAAUUAUUUCAUCACCGAACAUGCAGCCACAUCGCCAUUAUGCUGUCAAGGGUGUUUGAGAGAUUAAAUGAAUCUGCUGAAUAUACCUGCUGUGACAGGCAUGGCAAUAUCAGCGAUGCAGGCAGUGCAGAGCUGCCAGCCCACCUGCGUUGGCCUCGUAUUUCAGGAGAACAGAGGAGUCAGUGGUGAAAUCAGAGCUUUUCACUCUGGGGAUAUGAGCAAUCAAGUGAACGAUGACACUCGGAUCAGGUCCUCAUUUAAGUGGCUUAGUGCAGGAAUUUGGCUCAAUAACUUGGCCUCCUCUACUCUGUUUUUCAUCCAACUCAUCAAUAAAACAGACUUCAAGGACCUCACUGCAACCCCAAACUGCGUUGUCCUGAAUCCGUGCAGAAUACACGAUGCAGUGCUCAGGACUGCUGCUGUCGCUCGCAAAGCAUCAGUCUGACCCCCUUAACUCUGGUGUAAGACAGGAAUGACUCCAGUGAAGGCAACUGCAUUAAUUUUCUGCAAAAUAAGAUUAAGAGGCAUACCUGGUUGUGUUAGGCUUUUAGAUACGUUUGAGGAUCAUGAAUUUAGAUUCCAAAACUCUAUACAGAAAUGAGGCCAAAUUCUGAUCCCACUUGCACCAAUCAGUUCAUUUCAGUGACUCCUGAAUUACACCACAACUGGAAUUUGCCUUCAGAAUAAUUCCUUUAUCUUCAGCCUGGAACUGUUUACACCCUUUUUAUACCACUGAGACAUCAAACCCCUCCUGUUAAUUAGUCACUCUCUAUUUCAGUGAUUAAACUAUUAAACAAUUAUUAGUAAGUAUGGAACAAUUAAAAUUAAAUUAUUUUCUCAAGGUCUAGAGGUACAAGGUUCAAUGCUAACAUUAGACUGUAGAUAAUUUCUAUUCAACUGGGGCCUAUAUUGCUCUGUGGCCCUCUCAUAAGGAGCAAUAAAUGAGAAUAUGACCAUGUUUAGGGUUUAAAAAUGAGCAGUAAAGAAAUUCUAGGCUGUUGCAGAAUUUCAGGGCAUUAAGUUGAACUUAGUUGUUAAAAUCAGAGAUAUAUAUGCAGCAGCAUCAUAAAAAGCCCAGGAGACAAAACACCUGAUUUUUUUUUUUUUUUUUUUUUUUUCCCCUAGGAAGCAGUUAUAUUUUUUCUCCAGGAAGGUGUUACUGGAGAAAAAAUGUUUUGUACAUUAACUAAUCAGCAGAUUUACUUCUUUCUCAAUAUCCCGCUUGGUUCCCGUUCAGCUCAGAAGCAAUGAGUCGGGGUGGUGUCCGUGUCACAGGGCUGUGUGAGCGAAGGGAUUAAAACCAAAUCUCUGCUCCAGUCUGAUGGAAACACUUUCAGAGAGAGAUGCACCUGCUGAUUAUCAAAAGACUGCCAGUGGUUUUUAAAAAGCAAAAUGAAGUUCCAAAGCUUAGGAGUGAACAUCGCUUGGCUCCGUGGCAGGGAUUAAAGGCGUUUGGUGGGAUUAUUUUGUCUCCAUUCCUUCCACCUUCACCACAGUGUUUUUAAACAAGGGUUUCUGCAGGAAAUAUGAAAUAUUUUCAGACUAAAAGGGAACCUCUCAAACUUGGAAAUGUCAAUAUGUGUCUUUGUGAAGCUAAUUUUAUUCUGUCCGCACAAGUUCAGCUUGGUUUCAUAAAUGGCCUAUGGAAAUCCAUGUGGUAUCAGAAGCAAGGAGACUGAGAAGCAAUCUUUCUUCUCUGGAAGAUGAAUCUGGGUUUAACACCAAAGCCCAGGUAAAACAUGUUCCCUCCCCGCUGUGUCCCAGCCUCUCUGCUUUCAGGUAGGGCGUUUAGCUGAAGAAAUGAUCUUGACUGGCGUGUUGACACUGGGGUGCUUCCCCCCAAGGCAUCUCUGCACCAGUGAAUGUGCCAAACUCUUGGAGACAAGGACUGCGGUCCUGAGCUCCCUGACUCGCCAUGCAGCUUUGCACUUUUCCCACACCGAUGCUUACGGUGGCAAGGACCGUAAUGCUUCUUGAUUGUAGUUGACCCUCGAAGAGCAGGAGGCUCUUGGCCUCAUCUAUACCCGUAUCAAUUUGGAAUGACUCUGCUGGUAUCAUUCUGGAACUAAACUGGUGUAAUAGGGAAAAUGAUUAAGUCCCCGACUGGCACGUGGAGUCAGCUGUCCCAAAAUCUGGAACAGCAUGGAUUUCAAUCCAUUUUCUUUCAGUCAGUCAACUUUUCACCCCUUCCCCAAACCCCGUAUUUACAUACCAGGCUGAUGAGGUAUAAUUACAAUGACUGAUCUUGUUAUUUCCCCUGGAGAUCCGUACAGUUGUAAAGUAUGGCUUUUAGGAAUUAGGAGUUUCCUGGGCCCAUGGACCGUCUCUUCCACCGCCUACUGUCUGAACGUCCUAACUCCUUGUUUGCUUGCAUGGUGUUGUGCUAUAUACUGAAGAGCCCUGGGUUUGAAACCCUGGUUAUUUCUAGUCUAGUGUGAAAUCACAGGGAAGAAGACAAAUAUUGGGACUGGAAACUACGUAACAGGUCUGUAAGGGAAAUAAUGCCCAUUUGGUUCUGAGGGCCAGGCCUUUAGGACACGCAAAUUGGCAUCAGCAGAGCACUAGUGUUUUAUACCCCAGUUUUGUGGAUAUUGUAAAUUUGUACAUAGAAUAAAUCUGAACAGCACAUUUAAAAAAACAAAAACAAAAACCAACAUACUUUUGAUACAAUGAUGAUGAUAAAUUAAGUUCGAAGAGGCGCUUUUGAAUUCAAAAGUGCAUUUUGCAAACACCUCAAGCUGUUGUUCAGUAGCUGGUGCCAACUGACUCUUCUCACUCAAACUGUAAGCACCUCUGCUCUGCCCUUCUGUAAAUAGGCUUUGACAGCAAAGAGUGAUGAAAACUGGCUGUGAACAGAGAAUCACUGUCUCUGUGGACUUCUAUGUACCUAGGUGCUUGUGAUGUAUUCUUCAUGCCAGUGAGAACAGGCCGGCUUGCUCAGCACAGGUGAAGUCUCCGCCUUGUUUCAUGGCCUUUUGCCCAAUGUUAUUUAUUUUGUUCUGACUCUGUACAUAUGCAAUGAAUUGGCUAUUUUUUUCCUUUGUAUUUGGUUCAUCUCCUUGCUUCAGAGGAGGUUCUUCUCUGUGGUUGACACUGCUGAAAACAAGCAAUAAAACCAUCGUGAAGACAUUGCGUCUAA